AAAACCGUUCAACUUCAAGAAAAAAUACACACUCUACACACAAUAAGCAGGAAAAAGUAUAAAAUAGAGGAAAAAGAAGAGAGAAAGCUCAUCACUGUCUGUAUAUCUCCAUGCCUUCUACUACUGUUGCUGCUGCUGCUAGUGCUGAUUCAUCCUCAUCUCUGCGUUAUACCUCCAUUUUUGGGCUCUGAAAGCUCAUCUCCAAAGGGGAAAUCAAACGGGAAGAAAAAUGGUGUUCAAGGGCAGAUUCUUUUCCUCAAAGAAAUCCGACACUUCAAGCCCAGAUGGAUCCUCCAAUAGCCCUCGAUCGUUUGGGUCCAACUCCAAUUCGCCGAUCCGAUCCGAUAAGAAGAAGCCCAAAUCUCUAUCACCCUCCAUUUCUAAGGACAGCUCCCCCGCCGCCUCCGCCGCGGGCACUCCGACAAGCGCAGCCAAGAGCCUUCUGAAGAAGAAGGACUCCUCCAAAGGCAAAGACACGCUCAAGUCAAGCAAGCCCACUUCAGGAAUUUCUACUUCUCCUUCCAAGCUGAAGAAAUCCGAGGAGGCGCCGCCGCCGCCGGCUGGCCCGCCUUCUACGGGACCCACUUCGCUGUCUGUUUCACCGAUAGUGGCGUCAUCCUUGGGGUUGAACAAGAUAAAGACGCGAUCAGGGCCGUUACCCCAGGAGAGUUUCUUUAGUUUUGGGAGUAGAGAAAAGGGUGUGGCUUUGGGUGCCAGUAACUUGUCCAGGCCAUUGGGAGGCGGCGGUGGCGGCAUUGGUGGAACUGAUGGGGUUUUAAGUGGUAGAAAGAAGAAGGAGAAAGCAUUUCCGGAUAAUCCGGAUAAUGGAAGUAAUUCAGAUAGUAUGUCGACCGAGAGUGGGGCAUCGAGGGACCAGAGCCCGCAUGUAUUCCAGGCUCAGGCUCGAUCACGGCUCCAGAAUGCAGAAUCAUCGAGUGGAGCUACUGGGCAAUUCGAUACAUCAUGGGGUGAUUCUGGAGUUCUCAGGAGUUCAGAUGCAUGUACUCCAGAGAUGAAGACAUCAUAUGACUGUGACAAUCCCAAAGAGUCUGAAUCUCCACGCUUUCAAGCUAUACUCCGUGUUACAAGUGCGCCUAGGAAGAGGUUUCCUGGCGAUAUCAAGAGCUUCUCUCAUGAAUUAAAUUCCAAAGGUGUACGUCCUUAUCCAUUUUGGAAACCUAGAAGGUUAAAUAACUUGGAGGAGGUAUUAGCUAUGAUUCGGACAAAAUUUGACAAGGCAAAGGAAGAAGUGGAUUCCGAUCUGCACAUUUUUGCAGCAGAUCUAGUCGGAAUUCUGGAAAAGAAUGCAGAGAGUCAUCCAGAAUGGCAGGAGACUAUAGAGGACUUGCUGGUGCUGGCUCGGAGCUGUGCUAUGACUUCUCCUGGAGAAUUUUGGCUUCAAUGUGAAGGCAUUGUGCAAGAGUUGGAUGACAGACGUCAGGAGCUUCCAAUGGGCAUGUUAAAGCAGCUUCAUACUCGAAUGCUUUUUAUUCUCACCAGAUGUACUAGGUUAUUGCAGUUUCACAAGGAAAGUGGGUUGGCAGAGGAUGAACAUGUUUUUCAUCUUCGUCAAUCACUUCAGCCUGCAGAUAAACAAGUUCCUCCAGGCCCAGAAAGAGACGGAAAGAUGCCUAGUGAUGCAAGAGCUUUGAAGGCCCCCCCAACGAGGAAGUCUUACAGUCAAGAGCAAUCAGAAUGGAAAAGGGACCAAGCUGUACCUGGAAAUCUUCAAUUUUCACUUGCUGAAUCCUCCAAACAUGUGGAUUCUGUUGCUGGUAGAAAUAAGAUGACAUCUUGGAAGAAGUUUCCUUCUCCUGCUGGCAAAAGCCCCAAAGAAGCUGUUUCAGUCAAGGAGGAGCACAAUGACAAUAUCGUGCAAGCUUCAAGACUAUUAGAUAAUGAAAAAGGAACCAAUGAUGCUGAACUAGGUGCUGCCAAGGUGCCUGAGCUUCCAACUUCGAAGGACUCACAUGGGCACUCCCCAGUGCCUAAGCACCAACACAAAGUUUCCUGGGGCUAUUGGGGAGACCAGCCUAGUGUGUCUGAUGAGAGUUCAAUAAUUUGCCGCAUAUGUGAGGAGGAGGUUCCCACUUUGCAUGUGGAAGACCACUCUAGAAUAUGUGCAAUCGCUGAUCGAUGUGAUCAGAAAGGUCUAAGAGUGAAUGAACGGCUCGUCAGAAUUGCUGACGCUCUUGAGAAACUGAUGGAAUCAUAUUCGGCAAAGGACGUUCAACAUGCUGGUGGCAGCCCUGAUGGUGCUAAAGUAUCAAACUCAAGUAUGACUGAAGAGUCAGAGCUUCUGUCUCCAAAAUUUAGUGACUGGUCCCGUAGAGGUUCUGAAGACAUGCUAGACUGUUUUGUUGACGCAGAUAAUAACAUUGCGAUGGAUGAUAUGAAGGUUUUACCAUCCAUGUCAUGUAAAACUCGAUUUGGUCCAAAAUCUGAUCAAGGAAUGACUGCAUCAUCAGCAGGCAGCAUGACUCCCAGGUCACCAUUGAUGACACCACGAAUGAGCCCGAUUGACUUGCUUUUGUCUGGAAAAGGUGCUUUCUCUGAACAUGGUGAUCUCCCUCAGAUGAAUGAGCUUGCUGAUAUUGCUAGAUGUGUAGCGAAUACACCCUUGGACGAUGAUCGCUCUUUGCAGUAUCUGCUUUCUUGUCUUGAAGACUUGAAAGUUGUAAUAGAUCGUAGAAAGUUUGAAUCGCUAACAGUAGAUACAUUUGGAGCUCGUAUAGAGAAAUUGAUCAGGGAGAAGUAUUUACAACUAUGCGAACUAGUUGAUGACGAAAAGGUUGAUAUAACAAGCACUGUAAUUGAUGAAGAUGCUCCUUUGGAAGAUGAUGUUUUACGUAGUCUGAGAAGUAGCCCAGUGCAUUCUUCCAAAGACCGUACCUCAAUAGAUGACUUUGAGAUCAUAAAACCAAUUAGUCGUGGGGCAUUUGGUCGGGUAUUCUUGGCAAAAAAGAGAACAACAGGGGAUCUGUUUGCGAUAAAGGUUCUUAAGAAAGCGGAUAUGAUACGCAAGAAUGCAGUUGAGAGUAUUUUAGCAGAACGUGAUAUACUGAUUUCUGUUCGUAAUCCAUUUGUGGUGCGCUUCUUCUAUUCAUUCACUUGUCGUGAAAAUUUGUAUCUUGUUAUGGAGUACUUGAAUGGUGGAGAUCUUUAUUCCCUAUUGAGAAAUCUCGGAUGCUUAGAUGAAGAUGUUGCCCGUGUAUAUAUUGCCGAAGUUGUGCUCGCUUUGGAAUAUCUGCAUUCUCUUCGUGUGGUUCAUCGGGAUCUGAAGCCUGAUAAUUUGUUGAUUGCACAUGAUGGCCAUAUCAAGUUAACAGACUUUGGGCUAUCAAAAGUGGGUCUAAUCAACAGUACUGAUGAUUUGUCUGGUCCGGCUGUUAGUGGAACAUCGCUGAUGGAGGAAGAUGAACCACCAAUAUCUGCACCGAAGCAUCAACAAGAAAGGCGUAAGAAACAGUCAGCUGUUGGUACACCAGACUACUUGGCACCUGAGAUUCUUCUAGGAACUGGGCAUGGCUUUACUGCUGAUUGGUGGUCUGUGGGUGUUAUUCUGUUUGAGUUGAUUGUUGGUAUCCCUCCUUUCAAUGCGGAACAUCCUCAGAAAAUAUUUGACAACAUUCUGAAUCGCAAGAUUCCUUGGCCUCGUGUGCCUGAUGAAAUAAGCCUUGAAGCAUAUGAUCUGAUUGAUCGGUUACUGACUGAAGAUCCUAACCAGAGACUUGGAGCUGGAGGAGCUUCAGAGGUCAAGCAGCAUCCGUUUUUCAGAGACAUUAACUGGGACACACUUGCUCGACAGAAGGCUGCCUUUGUCCCUGCAUCAGAGGGUGCAAUGGAUACAAGUUACUUUACGAGCCGUUACUCAUGGAAUCCGUCAGACGAGCAUGUUUAUGCUGCCAGUGAAUUUGAAGAUUCCAGUGAAAAUGGAAGCUUAAGUGGCAGCAGUAGUUGCCUAAGCAAUAGGCAUGAGGAACUGGCAGACGAAUGUGGGGGACUCGCAGAAUUCGACUCAAGCAAUGAUAUCAACUACUCCUUUAGCAAUUUCUCAUUUAAGAAUCUUUCCCAGCUCGCAUCAAUCAAUUAUGACUUGUUGACAAAAGGUUGGAAAGACGAGCCCCCAAAUUCUAGUGCGUAAACUCUCUUGCCAUCCAUAGUUUAGGAGGAAUUUGCCUCCCGGUUUGUGUUCCCUGUAAAUGUGUUUUUGCAAUUUUCUCAUUCAAUUUUUGUUGUUUAUAACUCAGAACUGUUACCAUAUACUACUUGUUACUGAGGUUGAAAACCGGUGGUUCGGUCGGUCUGUCCCGAAUACUCUUCUCCCCGAAGAAGAGAAUGUCUUAGUUGAAGAUACCAUUUCUUCGAACUGAGGUUUCUUAAUUUAUAAAGAAUUACAGAUCAGAUUUUCAACAAGAAA
Messenger RNA from Sesamum indicum (sesame), 4420 nucleotides. Its product is annotated as putative serine/threonine protein kinase IREH1. NCBI's taxonomy places the organism in Eukaryota, Viridiplantae, Streptophyta, Magnoliopsida, Lamiales, Pedaliaceae. Gene Ontology annotation, molecular function: protein serine/threonine kinase activity; ATP binding. The record is from RefSeq and is a predicted model, not a curated record. Gene Ontology annotation, biological process: intracellular signal transduction; peptidyl-serine phosphorylation.